AUGACCGUGGAAGCGGCAGUCGCGAGCGGCAAGCUCCGCAUUGCUGCUACCGUCGAGGUUCCUCGCUUGCGCGACGCUCUCUCCUCCAGCAACGGCUACUCUUCUCUCCGCAUCGCCGUCUUCACGGAUGAUGUGUACAAUUCCUCCAAGUACUGCACCUCGACUUUGGACCAACGUUCGGACUUUUUGGGUGACACCGUUACAUGUACGUCCGACGACAUUCUCACUGCCGCCAAGCAGGAUCUCCUUGUCAACACCAUGAUCCCCGCUGCUGCUGUCAAGAUGCACCAGGAACGUCUCACGGUGCAACCUCUCAGCAAAAUCACGGUGGAACCCUUUGAUGACGACAUCUGUGGUUCAUUCUCUGUCCCCCAGCAGGUCCUCACUAACGGCGUAUCGGACGCUGACUUUGUCCUGUUCGUUGCCGCCGGACCCGUGAGUGGGAACACCGUUGCGUGGGCCACGACCUGCGAAGUUGACACAAACUACCGUCCGUUGGUGGGCGUCAUCAACGUGAAGCCAGAGUACAUCGACGGGUCGGACCAGUCCAUUCGCACCGUCGCCCACGAGAUCAUGCAUGCCCUCGGCUUCACAGGAACACUGUUUACGUACAAAAAGAUGACAGCCACCGUGACCCGCCUGCGUGGUGCCCCCAAUGCUCCUGUGGUCGACUCUUCCAACGUUGUUCAGCGCGCUGGGAAUCAGUUCAACUGCAACAGCGUCUACGGGAUGGAGCUUGACAACACCGGCGGCUCUGGCACAGCUGGUUCGCACUGGACUGUCCGGAACGCGAUGCAGGACAUGAUGUGCGGCUACGUUGGACCGUCCAUGAAGUACAGUGCCAUCACCAUGGCUGCGAUGGAGGACCUCGGCUUCUACAAGCCCGUGUACGAGAAAGCUGAGUACAUGGAAUGGGGCUUUGGAGUCGGUUGCGGGCUGCUAACGAACAAGUGUGUGAUCGAUGGAGUCAGCCAAUUCUCCAGCAUGUUCUGUGCAAAUCUGGAAGGUAAAAACGGACCGAUAGUGUAUGCACCCCAGGCCGCACGGCUCUGGGGUACUGCCCAGUCAGUCUCUCCGCCGAUCCACCGUCAUACUUCCAGUACUUUUUCUAACCACAGCUUCGGCGGGCUCAAAGCCGCCGACUACUGCCCUCUUGUCACCGCGCACUCUGAGAGGAGCUGUGCAAGUGGAAACUCUUCAUUGAUGCCCAAUUCACUCGUUGGCAGCUCAGCGCGCUGUGUCGAUGUCGCUUCGGGAAGCAAACUCCAGGACGCCAUCUGCGUUGAUGUGCAGUGCAAUACAACCUCGCAGGACUACACAAUCAAGUUUCUUUCCGCGUCCGACUACGUUGCCUGCCCGGCAGGGUCGACCGUGGACGCGUCAAAGAGCUCCUCACAGUUUUCCAGCGGAAGCUACAUCACGUGCCCUCCUACGGCUCACUCUGCCCCGACACCUUUGACUCCCUCGCUGUCACCGUGGAGCUCCUUCACAGCACCGAUGGAGCAAUGCGCGGCACGGGUCUCUGGGCCGCCGUAG
Bactrocera neohumeralis is the source of this 1536-nucleotide messenger RNA. Its product is annotated as leishmanolysin-like. Bases 1 to 1536 code for a protein of 511 amino acids. The transcript has a single exon. Gene Ontology annotation, biological process: cell adhesion; proteolysis. NCBI's taxonomy places the organism in Eukaryota, Metazoa, Arthropoda, Insecta, Diptera, Tephritidae. The record is from RefSeq and is a predicted model, not a curated record. Gene Ontology annotation, molecular function: metalloendopeptidase activity. Gene Ontology annotation, cellular component: membrane; cytoplasm.